This is a messenger RNA of Diaporthe citri, 978 nucleotides long. RefSeq lists its product as uncharacterized. The record is from RefSeq and is a predicted model, not a curated record. Lineage: Eukaryota; Fungi; Ascomycota; Sordariomycetes; Diaporthales; Diaporthaceae. Bases 1 to 978 code for a protein of 325 amino acids. The transcript is spliced from 3 exons.
AUGGAGGCCGACAACAUUCGACACAAGCCAAGCAUGGACGAAACGGGUCGAAAGAGUGUCGAUCAGGAAGGCACUGGCCAAGAAGAGGUCAAGAGCCUUAUCAAUGCCAUCCAGGUUCAGCCUAAUGUUGUCAAUGCCAUGUCUGAGUCAACUGCAUGCCUCUCGAGCAGAAACCAUUUCCGCUUCCUCCACCUGCCCGCCGAGGUCCGUAACAUGGUUUAUCGAAACGACGACACCUACGGCGUCUCCUACGACCCCACCAGCGGACCAGAGCCGGUUGAUAGUGUUGGCAAGAGCCUGCCCGAAUUAUGGCAGCCCCCGAUCACCCGUGUCAACAGGCAAAUACGCCAGGAAUGCCUAGACAUCUUCUACGACAUGUUCUACUUCUUGUUCAAUCUGAACGUGCGAUCCGAGGAGGUGGCAGGAGAAGAACGAGUUAUCUUGCACCCAGCAUCCGAGGGUCAGGCCUCUUUGCAAUCUUUCCAUGAGAUGAUUCAAGCUUUCGCACCGAGCCCCACGAACAUGCUACGCACCAGCAACCUGCGAUUUCUGUCAAACUUGAUCAUCAACAUCACUCUCAAGGGACCUGAUGAGGACCUUGGAAGCAUAGGCUUCCACAUGACUUCGGCGGACAAAACAGACUUCAAUUCGCUGGCCGUUCGCGGCCUGGACUGGAACUGCCGUAACGCUGUCCUGUCUGCCUGGGUGGAGGCGGCCAAGGGGAGCGCUUUCGAGUGGGAUUUCGAGUUCGGUAUGGAACCCAACAAAUUCGGGUAUCUUGCACACCGGGCAUUGGUUGAGAAGAUGGUCGGUCUCCUGUGCUUGAUCGCUGAGCACUGCCCGCAGCUGACACGGAGUGUCUCCCUCAUCUACAAGGGUCACGGCUUGUAUGGGGAGGAACUCGAGGACUUGGCUAGUGACGCCACAUGCCUUGAGUACAUGUCGGAGUUCUUUAGCUCGAGCGAUACAGUGGUUUGA